This is a messenger RNA of Centropristis striata (black sea bass), 3089 nucleotides long. RefSeq names its product phosphofructokinase, liver a (gene pfkla). Gene Ontology annotation, cellular component: membrane; 6-phosphofructokinase complex; cytoplasm. Gene Ontology annotation, molecular function: fructose-6-phosphate binding; monosaccharide binding; ATP binding. The coding region runs from base 110 to 2452 and encodes 780 amino acids. Gene Ontology annotation, biological process: canonical glycolysis; fructose 1,6-bisphosphate metabolic process; fructose 6-phosphate metabolic process. Lineage: Eukaryota; Metazoa; Chordata; Actinopteri; Perciformes; Serranidae. The record is from RefSeq and is a predicted model, not a curated record. The transcript is spliced from 22 exons.
AAGGAGGAAGCGACGGCGGGGUUUUACCAAACUAACCACUCUAUUUAGGUAGUUAACGGAUAUUUGUUAAUCUUCGCCUGGUUUCGUUGUUUUAACUGAAGAGGUCAAAAUGUCCUCCAUGGACCUGGAGAAGCUGAAGAUGACGGGAGCUGGUCGAGCCAUAGCGGUGCUGACCAGCGGCGGAGACGCUCAAGGGAUGAAUGCUGCCGUCCGCGCUGUGGCCAGAAUGGGCAUAUAUGUCGGGGCACAGGUGUUUCUUAUUCAUGAGGGAUAUCAGGGCCUGGUGGAUGGGGGAGACCACAUCAAACCAGCACAUUGGCACAAUGUGAGCAACAUCAUCCAACAGGGUGGUACUAUGAUCGGUAGCGCCCGCUGCAAGGCCUUCACAACUCGUGAGGGCAGGGUGUCUGCCGCCUUCAACCUGGUGAAGAAAGGCAUCACCAACCUGUGUGUGUGCGGCGGAGACGGCAGCCUCACCGGAGCCAACAUCUUUCGCAGCGAGUGGAGCAGUCUGCUGGACGAGCUCGUACAGAAAGGAAGGAUCACAGCCACUCUGGCGAAGCUGCACGACCACCUGAACAUCGUGGGGCUCGUUGGCUCCAUCGACAACGACUUCUGCGGCACCGACAUGACCAUCGGAGCUGACUCAGCGCUGCACCGCAUCAUGGAGAUAAUUGAUGCUAUCAUGACCACUGCACAAAGCCAUCAGCGCACAUUUGUUCUGGAAGUCAUGGGGAGACACUGUGGAUAUCUGGCCUUGGUGUCAGCGUUGGCAUCUGGGGCCGAUUGGCUCUUCAUUCCAGAGGCUCCUCCUCUGGAGGGCUGGGAGGACCGCAUGUGUUCUCGUCUAGAGUCGAGCCGCAUAUCAGGGUCAAGACUCAACAUUAUAAUCAUCGCAGAGGGAGCAAUCGACAGGGAUGGCAAGCCCAUCUCCUCAACAUAUGUAAAAGAACUGGUGGUGAAGAGGCUGGGUUACGAUACCAGAGUGACCGUGCUCGGCCAUGUUCAGCGAGGAGGAGUUCCCUCAGCGUUUGACAGAAUCCUGAGCACUAAGUUGGGUGUGGAGGCGGUGGUGGCUCUGAUGGAGGCCUCUCCUGACACCCCAGCCUGUGUCAUCGGCCUGUCAGGUAACCAUGCUGUUCGUCUGCCUCUAAUGGAGUGUGUGGAGAUGACUAAGUUGGUGCAGAACGCCAUGAACGAGAGGCGCUUCGAAGAGGCUGUCAAACUGCGUGGAGGGAGUUUUGAGAACAACUGGAACAUCUACAAGCUUCUCGCCUUCCAGAAACCCGCCCAGGCUCAGAGUAACUUCUCCUUGGCCAUUCUGAACGUGGGCGCUCCAGCUGCAGGGAUGAAUGCAGCGGUGAGGUCUGCUGUGAGGAUAGCGCUGGCUCAUGGACACAAGGUCUACGGGGUUAAUGACGGCUUUCAAGGUCUUGCCUUCGGAAGGGUUUUUGAGAUGGGCUGGCACAGUGUGGCGGGAUGGACGGGCCAAGGAGGCUCACUGCUGGGGACAAAACGAACCCUUCCGAACAAACACAUGGAGAAGAUUGUGGAAACCAUCUCCAAGUUCAGCAUAUCAGCUCUGCUGGUUGUUGGAGGCUUUGAGGGAUAUGCAGGUGUGCUGCAGCUGUUUGAAGCCCGGGGUCGCUACGAUGAGCUCUGCAUCCCCAUGUGUGUAAUCCCUGCUACCAUCAGCAACAACGUGCCUGGAACCGACUUCAGCCUGGGAGCAGACACGGCUGUCAAUGCUGCCAUGGAGGGAUGCGACAAGAUCAAACAGUCUGCCACCGGUACAAAGAGCCGAGUGUUUGUGGUGGAGACUAUGGGGGGAUACUGUGGAUAUCUGGCGACCUGCACCGGUAUAGCUGUGGGUGCUGAUGCAGCCUACAUCUAUGAAGAGCCCUUCAACAUUCACGACCUGAAGACCAAUGUGGAACAUUUGGCUGAAAAGAUGAAGAAGGACAUCCAGCGGGGUCUAGUUCUAAGGAAUGAAAACUGCCAUGAAAACUACACCACAGAUUUCCUCCAUAGGCUGUAUUCUUCAGAGGGGAAGGGCAUCUUUGACUGCAGAGUCAAUGUGUUGGGACACCUUCAGCAGGGAGGGGCACCUUCUCCUUUUGACAGAAAUUUUGGCACCAAGUUGGGUGUGAGGGCUAUCCAGUGGAUUUCAGAGAGAAUGACUGAAAACUUCAGACAGAACCGCGUGUUCGCCAACUCACCAGAAACAGCUUGUGUGCUCGGCCUCAAGAGGAAGGUCAUCUCAUUCAGCCCCGUCACUGAACUGAAGGAUGUGACUGAUUUUGAGCACCGGAUGCCCAAAGUCCAGUGGUGGUUUAAUCUACGGCCGAUACAGAAAAUGUUGGCCAGGUACCAGACCAGCUUUGUGGAAUACGUCCCAGGAGAGAUGGAGCAUGUGACUCGACGCUCCAUCAGCAUUGACCCCGGGUUCUAAACUUUAUAAAACUGUAAUAUACUUGCAGGACCUUUUUAACCCUUAUCUGUCCAUCCUUUGUUCCUGCUUCGUACUUUUCAGUUCGCUUCUAUGCAAGUUUAUAACUCAAGACUUUUAAAGCCUCAUUCAGUCCAGAGCAGAUUUUAUUUUUCUUUGUGCCAAAUGAUUCUGUGUAGUCAAAUCACUGCCAAUAAGAGACAUGAUGAUUGUAUACUACUGAAUAUAUUAUAAAUGGCAAAUUGUAUUUGGUGUGGGAUGAAAUAAUCUAAUCAGCAACCUUUAGUAAAAGAUGUAUAUCCAUGUUAUCCAGCUAAAAUGAAAUAAUGGGCUACAGAUUUUUGGUCCAGUGGUUAUGAUUCAUAUUAAACCCUCUGAUGUCAGAAUGUGACUGUGACUCAUGGGACCAGUGAGAUCUCUUUUUAUUUAUACACUGUGUAGGACUGAAACACUGCUUUUCUGACAUUAAUUAAUGCAAACUGAACAGCAAUUCACACAUAGUAUAAUAAACAACAAUUCAACUUACAAUACAGAAAUAUGUGAAUAAAUAUAAAUGUAUGUUGUAUAUUUUUUUUUUUAAUAUGUUUUGAAUGCUAUAUCUUCAAUAAAAUGUCAUUGAAAAGUGACAAUGCUAGAACUA